AUGGAGAUGGAGAAUUCCCCCUCCCCGUCUUCCGAUGAUGAUAGUCCAGCCUUGACUAUCAGAAACUCCAAGGAGAACCUCAAAGAGCACACUCCGCCGAAAAUCAUCGACUGGCCUCUUCACAAAGAGGUCAAAACCUUUCAUGACCGAAACAUCGCAUCAAACUUGAAAGAGCGAAAAUUGGGCAUCACUUGGAACAACCUCUCUGUGCAAGUCGAGAGCGCCGAGUCUGCAGUCAAAGAAAAUGUCCUCUCGCAAUUCAAUCUGGCUCAAAAGUGGCGCGACUUGAAACAAAAAGCACCCACAACAACAAUUCUGAGCGAGAAUCAUGGUUGCGUGAAACCUGGAGAGAUGCUGCUGGUUCUGGGUCGCCCAGGCUCCGGCUGUACAACCCUACUCAAAUUGCUUGCCAACACAAGGAAAGGGUAUCACUCUGUUGACGGCGAUGUAUUCUUUGGAUCUAUGGAGCACAAGGAAGCCGAGCGCUAUCGAAGCCAAAUCGUUAUGAAUACCGAGGACGAGCUAUUCUUCCCAACACUCACAGUCGAUCAAACCAUGACCUUCGCCUCUAAACUCAAGGUUCCACAUCACAGACCUGAUAGUAUGGGUGUUCAAGAGUAUCAGGAGCAUGUCAAAGAAUUUCUUAUGCAAUCAAUGGGCAUUUCGCAUACCUCUGACACAAAAAUUGGCAACGAAUAUGUCCGAGGUGUUUCUGGAGGAGAAAGAAAGCGCGUGUCAAUCAUUGAAUGUUUGGCCUCUCGGGCGUCCGUUUUUUGUUGGGACAACAGCACCAGAGGUCUUGAUGCUAGCACAGCUCUGGAUUGGACUAAAGCCAUUCGCACAAUGACGGAUAUUUUUGGCUUGUCAACGGUCGUGACUCUUUACCAGCCUGGAAACGGAAUCUUUGAACUUUUCGAUAAAGUCUUGGUUCUGGAUUCUGGCAAAGAGAUUUACUACGGUCCAAUGCAGGAAGCACGGCCUUUUAUGGAGUCCAUUGGUUUCCAUUGCCGUGAUGGAGCAAAUGUCGCGGACUUUUUGACAGGUGUUACCGUGCCUACUGAACGGGAACUUCUACCUGGCUUUGAGUCAAAGUUUCCCAGAACUGCUGAUGAAAUUUUGAAUCUUUAUAAGCACUCCGACCUGAAGCAGAGAAUGACCCUUGAUUAUGAGUACAACCAAACAGAGACUGCCCAUACAGAUACCGCCUCCUUUAUGGAAUCAGUUGUCCUCGAAAAGGAUAACGGCCUAUCUAAGAAAUCGCCUCUCACUAUAAGCUUCGCUAGACAGGUUAUGGCUUGUGUUAGUCGCCAAUAUCAGAUCAUCUGGGGUGAUAAGCCAACCUUCAUCAUCAAGCAAGGCUCGAAUCUUAUCCAGGCGCUGAUUGCUGGCUCUUUGUUUUACAACGCACCAGACACAUCUGCUGGGAUUUUCACCAAGGGGGGCGCGCUAUUCUUUUCGAUUCUCUACAACAGUUUGAUGGCUCUAUCUGAGGUGACAGACUCAUUCAGUGGACGGCCGGUGUUGGUCAAGCAUAAACACUUUGCUUAUUACCAUCCAGCAGCCUUCUGUAUUUCUCAGAUCACGGCCGAUAUUCCCAUCAUUCUAUUUGGAAUCACUAUUUUCGGGAUUGUGCUCUACUUCUUGGUCGGUCUCACAACCACUGUAUCUGCCUUCUUCACCUACUGGAUUUGCCUUUUCGCAAUCACUAUGUGCCUCACAGCAAUGUUCCGAGCUAUCGGAGCAGCUUUCACCAGCUUUGAUAGCGCAUCGAAGGUUUCAGGUCUAUUGAUAUCCGCCACCGUGAUGUACGCCGGGUAUAUGGUUGAGAAACCCAAAAUGCACGACUGGUUUAUUUGGAUUUUCUGGAUUGAUCCAAUUGCCUACUCUUUCGAGUCCUUGAUCAGCAAUGAAUUCCACGGCAAAAUCAUUGAUUGUGUAGGUGCGAAUCUUGUUCCAAAUGGUCCCGGAUACAACGACACGGCCUAUCAAGCUUGCGCUGGUGUUGGUGGUGCAGCGAGUGGAGCUGUCUCUGUCCUUGGAGACGAUUAUCUUAAGUCUCUGAGCUAUAGCCACUCUCAUGUCUGGAGAAAUUUCGGCAUUGUAUGGGCGUGGUGGGCUUUAUUCGUCGCCAUUACGAUCGUUGCAACUACCCUGUGGCAUGAUGCUUCUGAAUCUGGCUCUAAUGUUUUGAUUCCCCGCGAGCGACUAAGAAAGCAUCAAGCGGCCAAAAGUGAUGAAGAGUGGCAGUCGAAACGUUCUUCUCAUGUCGCUUCCACCUCUGACCGGCUUGAUGGUCAAUUGGUCCGCAACACUUCUGUUUUUACUUGGAAGAAUCUCACUUACACUGUGAAAACACCCUCGGGUGAUCGUGUCUUGCUUGACGAUGUGCACGGGUGGAUCAAGCCUGGAAUGCUUGGUGCUCUUAUGGGGUCUUCGGGGGCUGGAAAGACAACGUUGCUAGAUGUUCUGGCCCAGCGAAAAACAGAAGGCGAAAUUCAUGGAUCAAUCAUGGUGGAUGGACGACCUCUGCCUAUCUCAUUCCAGAGAUGCGCAGGCUAUUGCGAGCAGUUGGAUGUCCACGAACCAAAUGCUACAGUCAGAGAGGCUCUUGAGUUCUCGGCGCUCCUUCGCCAGUCACGCGAGACGCCAGCGGAGAAGAAGCUAGAAUAUGUCGAGACAAUUAUUCAGCUCCUAGAACUUGAGGAUAUUGCCGACACUUUGAUUGGGAAAGUUGGCAACGGUCUUAGCAUCGAACAGCGAAAACGAGUGACAAUUGGAGUUGAGCUAGUCGCCAAGCCUAGUAUCCUCCUAUUCCUCGAUGAGCCUACUUCUGGUCUUGAUGGUCAAUCUGCCUACAACACUGUCAGAUUUCUUCGAAAGCUUGCCGAUGCUGGACAAGCCGUGCUUGUGACGAUUCAUCAACCAUCCGCACAAUUAUUUAGCCAGUUCGAUACCCUUUUACUCCUAGCCAGAGGGGGUAAAACUGUCUACUUCGGCGAUAUCGGCGAUCAUGCAAACACCAUCAAAGAUUAUUUCGCACGUCAAGGACUAAUCUGCCCACCAAGUGCCAAUCCAGCAGAGUUUAUGAUUGAUGUCACCUCGGGUCAUUUAUCACAGGGAAAAGAUUGGAAUCAGAUCUGGUUAGAAUCGCCCGAGCAUACUCGAUGUGUGACAGAGCUCGACGAGAUUAUCUCUGAAGCAAGUGCAAAACCUCCUCAGACGGCGGAUGAUGGCCGAGAGUUUGCGACUUCUCUUUGGACUCAGAUAAAAAUUGUGACGCGUCGAAUGAACUUCGCUCUUUACCGAAAUACUGAAUAUGUCAACAACAAAUUGAUGCUACAUAUCAUCCUCGGUUUAUUCAACGGCUUCACAUUCUGGAAAAUUGGUCCCACUGUCGCAGGGCUUCAACUCAGACUUUUUACCGUGUUCAACUUUAUUUAUGUGGCUCCUGGCGUCAUCAAUCAACUCCAGCCUUUGUUUAUUGACCGACGCGAUAUCUACGACACAAGAGAAAAGAAGUCACGAAUGUAUAGUUGGGUUGCAUUUGUGACGGGUCUUAUCGUCUCUGAAAUCCCAUACCUCUGUGUAUCAGCUGUUCUCUACUUCCUUUGCUGGUACUACACUGUUGGAUUCCCUCACGACUCGAACAAAGCUGGAGCAACAUUUUUUGUGAUGUUGACCUACGAAUUCGUUUACACUGGAAUCGGGCAGUUCAUUGCUGCUUACGCACCAAAUGCAGUUUUCGCGUCCUUGGCAAACCCUUUGGUUCUGGGUGUUCUUGUUCAAUUUUGCGGUGUUCUUGUGCCUUAUUCCCAGAUCAAUGUGUUUUGGAGGUAUUGGAUGUACUAUCUCAAUCCGUUCAACUACAUCAUGGGAAGCAUUCUGGUGUUUACCAAUUUCGACUCCAAAGUUCAGUGCACAGAAAGCGAGUUCGCUGUGUUUGAUCCUCCUGCAAGUCAAACCUGCAAGGAAUACCUCGCGUCCUACAUGUUGAACAAGGGUUCAAGGACUUAUUUGGACAACCCCGAUGCAACUUCAUCAUGCCAUGUGUGUCAGUAUCGACGUGGCAGUGACUACUUGGCCACGAUGAAUUUGACUGACUACUAUGACGGCUGGAGAGAUGCUGCGAUUGUGGUGAUCUUUGCAAUCAGCUCUUAUGCCAUUGUGUACCUCAUGAUGAAACUGAGGACGAAGGCUUCGAAGAAGGCAGAAUAA
Molecule: messenger RNA, 4215 nt
Organism: Penicillium atrosanguineum
Lineage: Eukaryota; Fungi; Ascomycota; Eurotiomycetes; Eurotiales; Aspergillaceae
Exons: 1
Coding region: 1-4215 (1404 amino acids)
Biological process (GO): transmembrane transport
Cellular component (GO): membrane
Molecular function (GO): ATP hydrolysis activity; ATP binding; ABC-type transporter activity
Source: RefSeq, a predicted model, not a curated record